Molecule: messenger RNA, 2883 nt
Organism: Armigeres subalbatus
Lineage: Eukaryota; Metazoa; Arthropoda; Insecta; Diptera; Culicidae
Product: pre-mRNA-splicing factor 38B
Exons: 6
Coding region: 353-1372 (339 amino acids)
Cellular component (GO): precatalytic spliceosome
Source: RefSeq, a predicted model, not a curated record
CGUGUCAAAUAAAAAGAAAAUCUGUGAAUCGUCUGCGGAUUGUUUGGUCUAGCGGCAAUUUUUUUACUAUUAUUUCCUCAAAAUUCAAUCCAAAUUCCAUUAGGUUUCGAUUUCCUUAGUUGGUGCAAAGUAGACGGAUUGUGAGGAAGGUGUUUUCCACUUGUUUGAAGCCUUGUAUGAAUGGAUAAAUGAGUUCCAAAUUUGUUGGCGGCGGUGUGCGAAUCAUCACUUCUCAUCCAAGCCGUCAUCAAGACGAGUAGAAUCAUCAUUCGCUGGUGCUUCGGGAGGUGGCAGCAGAAUACCGUAACAGGGCAGUGUCGCCUGUUAUCCGCGCCCCUCGAAAUCAACAACCAUGGAGUCCGAAUACUACGAUGACGAACCGCAACAGCAGCAGCACCCACCGAAGAAAUCUGCGAAGCAGAACAAUGCUUUGCCGCUAUGGGGAAACGAAAGUACAAUGAAUCUAAACCCACUGAUCUUGGCGAACAUACAGGGGUCCAGUUACUUCAAAGUGUCCUUGUUUAAACUGAAGACUUAUCACGAAGUGGUAGAUGAGAUCUACUACCAGGUCAAACAUCUUGAACCCUGGGAGCGAGGGUCGCGUAAAACAUCCGGCCAAACUGGAAUGUGCGGUGGGGUUCGAGGAGUUGGAGCUGGAGGAAUCGUUUCAACCGCCUUUUGUUUGCUCUACAAACUGUACACUUUACGUUUGACGAGGAAGCAGGUCAAUGGACUUCUUACCCACGGCGAUUCGCCGUACAUAAGAGCUUUAGGUUUUAUGUAUCUAAGAUUCACGCAACCUCCAGCUGAUUUAUACGAUUGGUACGAGUCGUAUUUGUUAGAUGAAGAGGAAAUUGAUGUAAAAGCUGGAGGUGGCCAGACUAUGACAAUCGGAACAAUGAUCCGCCAGUGGCUGACAAAACUGGAUUGGUUCUCUACGCUGUUCCCGCGAAUUCCGGUACCAAUCCAGAAGCAGAAUGAGUCUAAACUGGAGAAAUUCGCUCGGGAGAACAAUGUCACGUUUUCCGAUCCGGUGAACGAUCGCUACAAUAAGGCAAAUUCUCAACGCUACGAACGCCCGACUGGGAGCACACGUGGCGAUUAUGGCGAACCGAGUCGUGUGAAAUACACGGGCCAUUGCGAUCGUGAUAGCGAACCGACGCGAUCGGCUGCCCGCUUCGAUCGCGAUGACGAUCUACGUCGGGGAAGGGAUCGUGAACGCGAGAGAGACAGAGAUCGCGAUAGAGACAGGAGAGAGCGGGACAGAGACUACGACCGCGGUCGGGAGCGAUACCGCGAAAAGCGAUCCAGAUCAAGGGAUCGCGACCGUCAACGCGAUCGAGAUAGGGAUUACGAACGACGGCAUCGUUAGGUAUUGUAAUUGAGCACAUGAUUUCGUAUGUACUCGUAGACAAAAUUGCACACUAAACGCGAAACACUUUAAGAAUGCGACAAGAGUGUAUAGAAUGCUAACUUAUUUCCGAUCAUUUGAUAAAGUUUUAGAAUGAAGCCGAUUAGUUAAAAGCGAAAAUGAAUUUCGGAGAUUUUAAAGAAUCCCAAGUAUGCAUUGCUUGGUAUAGAUUAGAAUGGCACCAUUUACCUGGGAAUAGAAUCGAUCUGAACCAGUCCGGAGUUCAGCAGAUUGUUCGUUAUCUUCAAGACAAACUAGAAUACUGAGUACCUUUAUGCAGGCGAAUAGCAGCAAACUUCAUUACGGGAUACAGAUGUUUACUUUCAUUUCCUUUUAUUGUUUUAUCUCACAUUUACUUUACACUUACCUCAUAAUCUACAGCUACAAUUACAGUAAAAACAGUUAAACCGCACUUAUUAGUCUUCACCGGAAGCGACGGUAAAUCACAAUGCCUUGCAAAAUCGGACAACAAGUUAAUCAUGUUGCUGUUAGUAGGUUUUACGAUGUACUUUGUUGUGUAUUCACUGCGCACGCACUGCAAUUUACAAUCAAACGGGUAGAGAAGAAAUCAAAAGUUGUCCUCUUUUGCACUAUGGAUGUGAUGCACUUCGCUCCGGUGCAGUUCUCAAUGCGUAACGUCUCCACACUCAAAUAUUUCUCAUACAUAUUUCUACUCUACAAUCUACGCGUCCAUGAACGCGAAAGUCGACAUGAACACAUUCAAUGGAUGCAAUGUUGUCGUCACCUUACAUUAAUUAAUACAGCAGUAAAAGCAAACCACGAAGUGUUUCUCUACCUCAGAUACGAUAAAUAAGCAUGCAGCUCGUACGUGUCCAUUGAUUUGUAAGGACUUUCGUAGUUCCACUCUCGAGUUUUUCUUCACCCUCUCCAACAGAUUAAAAAUAAACAGUAAUUACGUUAGGAAGUAUGCUAAGGCAAAAUGCGGCAAGAUUCUAUUCGUUUGUUUUCGAUUGACUUAAAAUCUAGUUUGUAAGGUUUAAGGUGUAGGUAUUUUAUAGAGCAUUAAAGAAGGUCCAGUUUCACACAAGCAUGCAGAAUAUCAGUUGUGCGAAUGAUCAUGAAACAGACAACGGCUCAGGUUUUACUCAAAAGACACAACCCAACAAUAGUUACGGCACAUUCUGAGAAGUAGAUACCGGCGUGAAAGAGACUGUAAACGGUUAUUGAUUCAAACGCGAUGCACAGAUUAGCGUAUAAGCAUUGCACCUGUGUAGGGCUAAAGAGUGACUGUCUUGCGUUGAAUAUUGAUUCAAGCUCAUACCAUUCUUCACCAAACAACAUAUUGCAUUAGUUUUGUCUCCGCAUGAGUGAGUUUCGAAGAAUUACGCAUCGCCGAACGAAUGUAGUGGGUAAGAUGAACCAAGAAUAAUUGUGUAAAGCGUGGGACUAUAAAUAUCACUGAAAUUACACAUGAGAAGCAAAUAAAGAGCUGUACUAGCGACGUUUCGGAA